AUGGAAACACCAUUUAUGACAGGGGUGGUUGUGGCUGCUGCAGCUUAUGCAGGUAGAUAUGGUAUUCAGGCUUGGCAAGCAUUCAAGGCUAGACCGGCUGGGAUGCGGAAAUUUUAUGAAGGCGGUUUCCAUGCUGCCAUGAAUAGGAGGGAAGCAGCUCUCAUCCUUGGUGUUAGGACGACCACUCCAACUGAUAAGAUUAAAGAAGCACAUAGGAGAGUGAUGAUUGCAAAUCAUCCAGAUGCUGGUGGUAGCCAUUACCUAGCUUCCAAAAUCAAUGAAGCAAAAGACAUGAUGCUUGGAAAAACCAAAGGUAAUGGGAGUGCAUUUUGA
Messenger RNA from Lathyrus sativus (Indian pea), 333 nucleotides. NCBI's taxonomy places the organism in Eukaryota, Viridiplantae, Streptophyta, Magnoliopsida, Fabales, Fabaceae. The record is from the annotation of a GenBank genome assembly.